This is a messenger RNA of Aspergillus steynii IBT 23096, 2074 nucleotides long. RefSeq lists its product as uncharacterized. The coding region runs from base 218 to 2074 and encodes 618 amino acids. Gene Ontology annotation, cellular component: chromatin. Gene Ontology annotation, biological process: regulation of transcription by RNA polymerase II; DNA-templated transcription. NCBI's taxonomy places the organism in Eukaryota, Fungi, Ascomycota, Eurotiomycetes, Eurotiales, Aspergillaceae. The transcript has 2 exons. Gene Ontology annotation, molecular function: zinc ion binding; DNA-binding transcription factor activity, RNA polymerase II-specific; RNA polymerase II cis-regulatory region sequence-specific DNA binding. The record is from RefSeq and is a predicted model, not a curated record.
GCCUUUUAUCUGCACGGCGUGUUCGGCAGGGUUUACUCGAAGGGACCUCCUGGCGCGUCAUAAAUGUCUGUUCCAUAGCAAUCCUUCGAUAAACUGCCGUUUAGAGACCCCAAAUAUAUCUUGUUCCGAUUCCACGCCACAAAUUGCGUUCGAUCAGGAACCACACUGCGCUCAAUCGACUGGUACCUUUGGUGAUUUCGCUCAAUUCAUUGAUAGCAUGGCAAUGCCACAUGAAAGCAACAUGUCAACCUUUCUGUUUGAUCAACCGACUUUGCAGUUUUCACCCAUUCCUCUUUUCGAUUCCUUUGAAUCCCAUUCCGUUCUACCAAACACCCCAAGCCCUGAGGGAUCAACACCGUUACUUGAUGAAUUUACGUCAACAUUCCCUUCAUUCGAACCAGCUCAAUCUGCCAGGGCCAGUCAAGAGCCCUGGAAGAUCACGCAGGACAUUUGGAAUCAUCUUUUGGCUGAGAUCCAGUCUUUCCUACCCGUGCUGCCCUCAAAUUUUGUUCUCCCCUCGCGCCACACGCUGACUCGCUAUAUCGCGACUUAUUUCUCUGGAUUCCACCGGCAUCUACCAUUCUUACAUAUACCAACAUUCUCACCCACCAAAUGCCCGGUUGAGUUACUAUUGGCCGUGGCGACAAUCGGGGCGCAGUCGGCCUUCGAUCACGGCAAUGCAAUUAUGUUCUAUAGAUCGUCCUUGGCCAUAGCCCAGGAACGUCUACGUCACCGAAAGGCCUUGCAACGGGAACGAUUAUUCUCCGCGACAGACACUCUAUCAGGGUGGAGCGGAAAUCAAACCCCCGAUAAUCAGUUCACCCGGCUUUCCCUCGCACAAACACUUCUUAUCUUAAUGGCCAUGGCAACCUGGGGUAAUUCAGAGGCUAUCUUCAACGAGGCUGUUGGUCUCCAAAAUACCCUCACCAAUUAUAUCCGAGAGGAAAAACUUCUGGAUCUACAGCCUCGCUUUCAAGACAGCAAUAAUUCCUGGCAACAAUGGAUCCAAGUAGAGGCCUUCAACAGGACCAUCGCUAUUAUCUAUUGCUUUUUCGUUUUCCACACUAUAGUCUAUGACACUCCACCGCCGAUUCUCAACUCGGAACUCGACCUCCACCUCCCAUCUCGAGAAGCAGACUGGGAAGCCCCCUGCGAGACUGACUGGAUCGAAACCCGACGCAAAUCCACUCAACCCCUACCUGAAUCCUUUCUCUUCCAAUCCUCCUUCUCAUCUCUUUUCUCCGCCCCAACUCACCGCCACCACACUCACCACGAAAUCACCUACUCCUCUCUAGGCGGCUACACUCUAAUCCUAGCCCUAAUCCAACACAUCUACUUCCUUCGCGAGACCUGGAAAACCAAGAUCUUCGGAUCCUUAUCCUCACAGCAAAACCCACCCCUCCCGCAAAGAGACAUCACAGAGGUCGAAGUCGCCCUCCAAAACUGGCAAUCCGCAUGGUACCGCGAUCCGGAAUCCUUCCUCGGCCCCGGCAGCACCAGAGGUCCGAUCUCGUUCAACUCCACCGCCCUCCUCCGCAUGGCCUAUAUCCGGCUGAAUGUGAAUCUCGGGCCCUACCGUGCCCUGACGACCCAUGACCCACGUGAAAUCGCAGCACGCAUGCACACCAGUCCGCCGCUAGCUCCGAGCCCGAGAAUCACGCGUGCGGUCCUCUACUCUGCGCAUGCGCUGAGCAUCCCGGUUAAAAUCGGGGUGAAUAUUGUGGCCAGGACGCAGGCAUUUACGUGGUCGUUGCAGCAUGCGCUGUGUGCGCUUGAGUGUGCUUUUAUUGUUAGUCGGUGGUUGAGGGCUGUGUUGGAUGGUGGCGAGGGUGGGAGAACGCUGGACGAGGAGGAAGUUAGGUUGCUGGGUUAUAUUAAGGAUUUGGUGGCGGAGGCGGAUCCGGGGGGUGAGUUUAGCUUGGAUAGGGAGGAUCUCUGUGCGCGGAUCGUUAGGGUGUGGGCGAAGCUUUUGAGUGGCGAGGCUGUUUGGGAUGUUGUGAGCAGGAUUGGGAAGGCGUUGGCUGCGUAUGCUGGGCUUUUGGAGGAUUGUUCUGCUGGUCGGUCUACGGGCUGA